Messenger RNA from Gryllus bimaculatus (two-spotted cricket), 758 nucleotides. NCBI's taxonomy places the organism in Eukaryota, Metazoa, Arthropoda, Insecta, Orthoptera, Gryllidae. The record is from the annotation of a GenBank genome assembly.
UUAACAAAUGACGGCAAUUGUCAACUGUAGAUCGAUCUCGUGAAUUGUUUGAGAGCGAAAGGUGAUAGUCACUUGUUAUUUUGUACGAGUUAGAUUGUUGUGAUAGUCUUGUGUUUCCGAAAACCACAUUGAAGACUUUGCAAGAUUUGAUAAUUGCUGUGAAUCAGUGAAUGAAUGGUGAAUUUGAAGAUUGAAGUAUUCUAGUGAAUCUAGUGAAUUGUUGUAGUGUUGUUACAUACAUAAAUACAACAUACCAAAUUGCAGCAGUGUACGUUCCCAGGGUGAUGAAAAUUUCGUCCCGUAAUAAUUGCAGUUGAAUGUCUCCUUUAGAAAUCGAGGAGCUGCGCUUCUCGAGUGCGGCCAGCUCUCCUCCCUUGCCUCCUGCCGCUCCUCCGGCGGCGCGGGGGCUGCUGGCCGGGGCCUUGGCUGGCAGGGCGAGGGAGGCGCCGGGGGGCGGCGGGGCGGCGGCGGGGGUCGGCGCCGAGGCGCUCGCCUCGCCUUUCCCGCCCCGCCCUCCGCCCGCCACCGCCCCCACCGCGCGCGCCUUGCCGUCGGGCGCCGUGAGGAGCGGCGUGGGCGUGGGCGUUGGCGUGGGCGGGGUGGGCGGCGGCAUGUGGACGGCGGUGGCGCCGCCCGCCGACGGCUCCGCGCCCGCCUCCCGCGCCAAGCACAGCGCCACGCUGCUCGGCGGCCACGUCUACCUGCUGGGCGGCCGCAACGGGAACCUGCCGCUCAAGGACCUCUGGCGGUACAGCCUC